UCAUCUCCUCAUCUCCUCAUCUCCUCAUCUUAUCCUCAAUCUCUGCCAUAACUAUUUCCAUUAUUUCCCUACCCCCAGUAUGGAACUAAAGCAACUCACCAUAACAAACUUCAAAUCAAUCUCGAAGACAACGCUCAACAUAUGCACAUUCACCGCACUAACCGGUCUAAACGGCAGUGGCAAAUCAAACAUACUCGAUGCAAUCAUGUUCUGUCUGGAUAAGGGCAACAUGCGCAUGAUGAGAGUAGAGUGUUACAAGGACCUGAUACGAGCAGGUGCACAGAGCUGCGAAGUAGAGAUGGUGUUUACAUCGCUAGUAAUACGCAGAGAGGUAAAUCGUGACGGCAAGUCUAAGAUAUAUAUAAACAACCAUCCAGCAUCGCUGAGCACCGUAAGAACGGUUACAUCUGCGCUGAAUAUUCUGCUGAUACAGCAGGGCACAAUUACCAAGUUCCUGCACACGAACGAUUUGAACGCAUUCAUCAAUUACUGCGUAGGUACGGUCAACCAUUAUAAGCAGCGCCUGAGCAGUGUGAUGGACAAAGAGGACAAGCUGAAUGCUGUUAAGAAACAGCUCAGUGACAGGAUAGCACCGUUUUUUAGUAGAUUGCGUGAUGAGAGAGAAAAUACGAUCAGCAAUCGCAAGAGAAUGGGUCGUAAGAAGGUGGUAGAAGAGCGCUUAGCAUCUGUCAAGCGCAUGGAAAGGUUGCUCGAGCUGGUAGAAAUGCAAUGCAUAGACGAGCAUAAAAAAAUUAUAAAACAAAAGUUGGAACGCAUAAAUAGAGCAACGCAGCGAAGACUGCACUGCAAGGAGGAAAAGAUAAAAAUCGUGGAAAUGAGAGAGGAGUUGAAUGCGUUAAAGGAGAAGGAAAAGAGAACGGUGCCAAUUGUUCAGUACUUAAAGACUAGGAGUACAGAAAUCGAGGAGAUGAUAGGCAUCAUGGAAGGAGGCAUGGAUGUAGUUGGGAUAAAUGAGGAGCGGUUUACGUUGAUAGAGGAUAUGAUGAGGAUUAGAAAAGAAAUUAAUGGAUGCGGAGGAAGAGUGCGCUUUAAAGACGAGCAAGAUGCCGUGAAUGAUGUUGAUAAGAGAAUAGCAUGUGAGGAUAGCAUGGAAAAGGGAGGUGGUGCAGACAUAUGCGAUGAGAUCAUGAAUGACAGGAACACGCUUUUGGCUUUGAGCACAGACAUAACAAACGUAAGCAAGAACGUAGAAAAGUUAAAAGAACUCAGCAACAAAAUUGAAUACGUGAAGAGCGAUGCGUGUGUGAAAAGAACGGAGGGACGAGUCUUCGAACUGUUCACGCUUACUGACAGCAAAUACAGGAGGGCUGUCGAUACAAUACUUGGUAAUAAAAGGAAUUACUACGUGGUAAGAAACAGCGAUCUGGCCAAGGACAUAAUAAAAGACGGUAAUGGCACGUUUAUACCACUGGACAAGAUAAAAUAUAUCGAUAACAAAUACAAACAGAACCUGCUCAUACAGAAAAUAAAGUACAGAGAAGAGCAUCAGAAUGCAUUUUAUUUUCUUUUCAAUAACUAUUAUGUGUUUGACACCGAUAAGGAUGCUAGAACAUUUUCAUUCAAGAACAAGGUGAUUACAGUGACCUUAGAGGGGACCGUUUAUGAUUAUAGAGGAGUGGUAAGCGGUGGAAUGGUUAAUGUAAAGGACAUGGUUGGUAAAAGAGAAAUUGAGAAGAUUGAUCGUGAAAAUGACGAAGUAAUGGGGGAGAUGGCACGUUUGAUCGAUGAAAAUGUUAGUCUAGGUGUAAGGGCAGAUAAUUACGGAAGAGAGAAGGGGUUGAAUGGACAUGAUAAAACAGAAAAUGUAAGUAUGGCGACCGGUAACGGAAAAGCGGUGGGUAAAGCGAGUGGCAUGCACACUGCUGAGUGUUUAAUCAAACGAUUAAACAGCGGAGUAUCCAUCAGCUCGCUGCUUAGCAACCAUUACAACAACUGUGCUACAUUCAUCGAGCGGAGCAGUAAAAAAUCGGAAAGAAUACGUGGGCUAGUACAAAAAGGUACACGAUUAAAUGCCAUAAAUAAGAUAAUCAGGGACAAGGACCUGAACAAGAUAAGCGAACUAAGAGCAGAAUUAGUAAAAGAAAGGAAGAAGGAGGAGGAACUGAAAAUAAGAGAAAAAGAGCGGGAUAGGAUAAUUAAGGAGAAUGAGGGUAUAGAACAGUACAAUGAGAGAAUAAAAAAGAAAAGAAUAGAAAUUGAAGAGUACCUGAAAAUGAGUAAGGUGGAUGACGAGGAUGAUGUGGUCGAUAGUUACGAUGUACGGUACGAUUUGAAGAAUACUCUGGUCAAAUUGGAGGGAAGGAGGAUGGAAGAUAAUACGGGUGAGAAGAUAGAGGAGAUUAUGAGGGAAGAAUUUGAACGGGUGGAGGAGUGUUUCGUAGAGGAUAUGGGUAACAACGAUGUGUACGUUGAUGGUGUACACGCUGAUUAUUUACAGCGUGAUAACACACAAAGUAGCGUGCAAUCUAAGGGCAUCAAAAGCAUUCUAUACGAUUUCCUCAAAAGCAAGAAUUACAACUUUUCAGAUCUUAUCUCCACACUCAAUUCUCACCUAUCGGUAAAAGACACCCUAUCAUUCUUACAUGGAACGGUAAACAUGUAUGAACAGGAGAUCAAGGACUUAGCAGUGAUGAAGAAAGAGAUGGACCCUAAAAAUUUUGAUCUUUUAGAGAAGAACGAGCAACAAUUAACAGAAAUCAAAAACAAAAUUAUAAAAUUAGAGAACGACAAGAAAAAAAUUAUGAAGAGCAUAAAUGAAUUUGAAAUACAAAGCGAGGCAAAGAGAAAAACGUUCAUAGAAAACAUCAACAGCACCAUAAAUGGUAUCAUAGGCGUAUUCAUACCAGAGUGUAAUAUAAACAUACAAAACGAUGCCCUGAACAUAACGAUCAACAACAAUGCGGUGAGCAUCAACGAAUUGAGCGGUGGGCAGCGGUCAUUGAUAGCAGUUGCCAUGAUGUUUUCGUGUAUGGAUACGCGGAAUUGCCUGUGCCUAUUUGAUGAGAUUGACAGUGCUUUAGAUCUAGGACAGACACAGAGAGUGUCUAUGUAUUUAAGGGAUAAGGGCUGUCAGGUUGUUGUUGUGAGCUUGAAGGAAGGCUUUUAUAGCUGUGCUGAUGUUAUCUACCAGGUUUAUAAGGAGAAUAACUACGGAAAGGUGCAAAGAGUAAAAUAGAAUGAUGGGAAGGCUUGUACCGAUGUGUUUUGCGGAAUGAUAGUUGUGUUAUGUUACGGAUAGUGGGGAUGAUACUGCCGUGGGAUAAAGUAAUAAUAACAGGAAAUGUGUUAUUGUACGGGCAGUACAACAAAAUGAUACUGCUGUGGGAUGAAGUGAUAAUAACAGGAAAUAAGGGAGCAACAGGUAGAUGGUACAAUACAAAGUAACAAAAUGAUAUGCAGCAGGUGAAUGACGAUAAUCUAGCUGGGAGCUAUUCAUGUUUUAAUGGUUAUAAAGUACAUUUUGUGUAUUUUCCUUGGUCAUGUAUGAUGCCGAUACUUAUUUACGGCACAAGAAAUGUUAUAAUACUUUCUCAAUGAGUUCAAUGGUUCUUUAAUGAUGAAAUGAGUAAAAAUAUGUUUCGUAACAAGUAUUAUACAGGCUGUGAAAACGGCAUAUUUUAACCGUUCUUGGAGAUGUAAGUAGGAUGUGUUCGUUAUUAUUUCUGCUUCAUGUU
Messenger RNA from Vavraia culicis subsp. floridensis, 3695 nucleotides. RefSeq lists its product as uncharacterized. Gene Ontology annotation, biological process: chromosome organization. Bases 80 to 3196 code for a protein of 1038 amino acids. Gene Ontology annotation, molecular function: protein binding; ATP binding. Gene Ontology annotation, cellular component: chromosome. Lineage: Eukaryota; Fungi; Microsporidia; Pleistophoridae. The record is from RefSeq and is a predicted model, not a curated record. The transcript has a single exon.